AUGAUCAAAAAAUAUACAUUAACAUUUAAUUCAUCUGAACUUGAAUAAUCAUUUAACGUAUGGAUUAUUGAUCAAAGUCAAAAUAUGUAUGAAUUUACUUUGGCCACAUUCUCAAUCUAUUUGAUACUUAACCUUAUUAACUACAAUCAGAGCAUCAUCUAUAUAAUAACUACAUCGGUGACUCUCUGCAUUGAAUUGACCAUGCUUUUCUUUUUCCGCAGAUAUCCUAUGCAAAGGGAGGUCAUAAAGAGCUUAAAUUUGAUUGUCAUUAGCAUACUGAUAGGCAUUUACAUAUGGUUAAACCAAAGCUAAAAUAUAUACAUAGAAGUUGGAGCUGCUAGAUUAUGUCUCUAUUUAUAGGGUAACAUAUUUACCAUCCAAACAGCAAUAUUUCUAUUCAGUCAAGCUGCUGAAUUAUCAAUUCUUCAAUAAUAGAUGAUUCCUUUAAUUAAGUAUAGUGUUUUUUGUGUUUACUUUAUCUAUCACCGUUAUCAAACAGAGAUGAAUAGACGCUAGCACUACCUGGCUUACAGAUCUCAAAUCCUGUAUGAGAAUUUCAUAGAAGAAUAAUUGCCAGCAUGGGUAGUACUGGUUAAAUAUGAUACAAAAUAGGCUCAGUUAAAAAUGGACAAAAUAAAUAGGGUCAUGAAGGACACUUUUAACUUGAAUUCAGAUUAGAAGUUCAGAGAAUUUCUAAGGGAUUCUAAUAUUUAACCACUGGAAGGAAUCAAUCACAAAGCAUUUAGCUUCGAAGACGAACUCAUUAAAGAUUUACUCCAAAAAUAACAAAACGACAAAAUUACUAAAUUUGUUGGAAGAUUCGUUGGCAAUGACAAGAAGGGGCAAUUUCAAAUCACAAAAAUCUAUUUUAAUACUCUAGAACCAACAAUUUUGUUAUUAUUUAUAGAGGAAGGUGAUGAUUUAUUUGAUUUUUUCACUCAUUAACUAUAAUGGAGAGAUCAAUAACUUGUUAAUCAUAGUAAAGCAUGUGUGAAGUAUAUCAAAGAUUAAAUCAAUUUAUUAAAAUUCCUCAAAUAAUAAGCGACCACAUAGUAACUUUAUCAUAUCAAUAAUUAAAUUAGUAAUAGCUAUCUACUCUUCAACUAAAGUUUGAACAUUUUUAAUAUCACUAAAAUCAUCUACAACAAAUUAAAAUAUCAUAUCAACUAAUUUAACUUAUAAGAUUUAAUUACAUAAUUAAAAGAGGAUUUAAAAUUUUCGAAUAAAUAAUUAUUAUUUGAUUUAGAAUUGAAAACAGACAGAUCAAAAAUGAUUUCAGUUAUUCUAAGUAUUUCAGAAUUUAUUAGAUUAAUGCUUGCCAUCAACUCAGAUAAUGAAAAACAGCUUUAUGAAAUUCACCCUUUAGGCUUUCCAAUUUAAAUUAAAUUUAAAAGAAUUUACACUAAUCCAGGAUGCCUAUUAAUUACAAUGAAACAUUAACUCCUAAACAUUCCAAUUUAAAUACAAGAAUUUUUAUCAAAAGGGGCUUCUUUUACUGAUCAUAAAAAAAGAAAUUGGGGUGUAAAUCACUAUUAUGAGAACAUUUAAAAUUUGAGUGAUUAAUUUCAUAAAAUCAAUGUUACAACUCAUAACUUAAGAAAUGGUUAAAUGCCAUGUAUUGAACUUGAUCUAAAUUUGCAGCAACAGUAAUAGAGGAUCGAAGUCAAUUUGGAUGGAAGUACUGAACCUUUCAGCACUUUAGGACUUCCACUGGCUUAAUAUUUAAUAUCUUAGAUUGGUCCCAACAAUCAAAUCUAAUUUUAAGAUAAACCAUUGAAACAUUUCCCCGAUCCCCUGUCUUUCCGAAAUGCUACAACCUAAACAAAAAUAUAGUUCAAAUUAUACGAGGACUUAAAUUAAUUUAUAUAUCAAUUAAAUUAAUAAGAUCCAAAUCCUUAUUUAGACUUUUUCAUCUCUAAUAGUAGUUAGAAAGGUGGAUUUAAAACUUACUGCAGUAUGUCUCCUCAAAAUCAUCGAAAAAGUGGAAUGACAUCAUAAUUGAUUAAUUUUAAAUUAAAUUGA
Paramecium tetraurelia is the source of this 2022-nucleotide messenger RNA. RefSeq lists its product as uncharacterized. The transcript is spliced from 2 exons. The record is from RefSeq and is a predicted model, not a curated record. NCBI's taxonomy places the organism in Eukaryota, Ciliophora, Oligohymenophorea, Peniculida, Parameciidae.